UUAUCAAAACAACUUUUUUCCCUCUCGGUCGGUCGUCGCGAUUCGUUCAAGUUUUGUUGUGAAACGUAUAUUCUUUUAAUGUUAUGUUUUAAAUGAAUAAUGGCUUAGGUAAACUCUCGAAAUUCGUCUCAGAACGGUUUUUAAGAUUCCCUUCUGAGUACACGUCCAAUUUGGACGAAUUUGAUACAUUUAAAAAUGGAUAACACAAUGGACGCCGUAAAAAAGAUCUGCCCAAACUGCAGUCAAUUUUACUAUAUAAUCUUAACAUCAUCUAAACUGAAAGGAAAUUUGCCUCUAUUCCUAUCAUGUGGCCAUACAAUGUGCGAGAAUUGCAUUGUCAAUAUUAUGAAAUGCAUGGAGCCAAUAGAGUGCAAAGUUUGCCUGCGAGACAUAGAUCUCCAGGGUACUAAUCUUAAUGAGUUACUUCAAGACAAAUCUAAGCUGUACCAAAAAUUCCCUGUGAAUGUACAGAUGGCUGGUGAACUAACUGUUAAUCUAAUGAUGAUGGCUUCAAACUCCACUCAAAAGAAAACUGAAGAAGACAGUUUUAUUAAUUUAAAGGAUUUGAUUACGAGUGAUGUAACACAAGGCAAUUGUCUAGAAUGCAAUGUGGUGACAUCUAAAAUGUGUAAGGAAUGUGUCACCAUUUUGUGUGAUGCCUGUUUCCAUAAAACACAUAAGAACUUUGUAAUUUUCAAGAACCAUGUUCUUCAGCCUAUAGAAUCAGCUGCACAGCCAGUCAACUGCAAAUUGCAUCUUGGCAAACCACUGGAGUACUAUUGCAAAGAUUGUGAAAAGGCUAUAUGUACUGAUUGCAUGAUCCUUGGUGGUGAGAAAUCAUGCAAGAACCAUGAUGUGGUGUCACUACAGGAAGUGAAUGAAACCUUCAUGGAAGAGUUGAGUGAAUGGUCUCCAAAAGUUGAUGAGAUCUUAAGAAGACUUACAAAAACAGCUGUUGAUAUUGGACAUUUGCUUCAUAGCUAUGAAAGUGACACUGGAUCAGCUAAAGAAAUUACCAAGAUAAUGGGUAAUGUUGACCAGCAUUUCUCGAAACUAUUUUCCAUAGUGCAAAAACAUAAGGACGAAAUCACAAAUAUAAUAAUGUACUUAAAAUUUUCUGAGAAAAACUCCCUCAAGAAAGCUAGAUCUGAAAUUGCAAAUUCUAUAAAAAAAGCAAACAAUGUGUUGAAGAUGAUAAAAACUGCUACAAAGGUUGAAAAUAUUAAACAGAUUAAUCUGCCAAGUCUUUUAGAAGAGGCUAAACAGAUUGCUAAUUCUCCAUGGUAUCUAAAUAGGAAGGAAGCUACCUCUGAAUCUCUCAAGGUGACUGUGAAUGAAGAUCUAUGUUCCUUGAUCAGUGACUAUGUGCACUUGGAAGGCAAUGUCAAAUCUGUGUACAAGCUUUAUUCAACAUCGGAAAUAGGUGAUGAUGUAGAAAUACCUCCACCUCCAAACUCUCUUGUUUAUCCACCGGAAUUGCCCAAAGAUGCAAGACUAUCAUCCCAAUCGAAACCAAAAGAACAUCAGCAACCGUACAAGUUUGCUCCCAAAUACCGCAGCAAGAGUGGAUCUGUUUCAUCACUCAACUCAAGCUGCAGUGAAACCUCAACCAGGAGUUACUUGACUCAAAAUUCUUAUGUGCAGCAGCCUGUUGUCCAACCAGUUGCACCAUUUCAAGAAAAUUUACGUCCACAACAACUUUCUGAAGGUUCCCAAGAGUUGAUCUACAUUUCUCAUAUUGUGGACCCUCACAACUUUUUCGUACAACGAGCGUGCUUCCAAGGAUUGAUCAAAGAUAUGGUACGCGAAUUUAGAAACGCAGUAUCAUUUGUCAAGCCGUCUGUGAAUCAUAUUACUCCCGGUAAAACAUACUUGGCUUUCAAUAAGGCUGAUAAUAUGUGGCAAAGAUGCCGAGUUAUUGAUACUGACACGAAAAAUAAUAAGACUAUUGUCCAAGUAUUUUGUUUUGAUUUCGGAAGCAUCGAGUUUGUUUCCCCCGAUAGGUUACGUAUUUUGCCACCAUCACAGUGUUCAUACCCCUUGGCCAUUAAUUGUUCUUUGGCCAAUUGUGUGCCGAAAACUGGCGCUUGGACCAGCGAAGAUUCGUUCCUUAUACAAAACAUAAUUGACAACAAGCAAGCUGUGAUUCACAUUCGAAGCAUCAAACCUCUAUCGAACGGAGACUUCCAAUUGGACUGUGAUGUCACUACUUUUGAGAACGGCAUCAAUCUUGCACGUGCGUUAGUGUUCCACGAUCGUGCUAAAAUGAUGCAGCCAAAUCUACCGUAUCCAAAAAUUAUGGGCUUGAAAGAAAAGCCGAAGCUGUUCACAAGACACAACGAAUUCAGAAAUGACACUCCGGAAUUCGUGUGGAUCACACACGUGGUCAGCCCUGACAAAUUCUUCGUCAGAAAACAACACCUUCAAGAAGUUUAUGAAAAACUUACUGAAGAUUUAGAACAGGAGUAUAGCCUCGCUUCUAAAGUUGGAACAGUUUAUCUGCCAGAAAUAGGCAUGGUGUGCGCGGUGAAUCUCGAGAACUGCAGGGACAGUGUUCCGGAGACAGCUUGGGCUCGCGGCAUCGUGAGCGAGCUGCCGGGCCGCGGCCGCGUCCGGGUGACCCUGCCCGACUCCGGCCACGAAGUACUGGUUCACUGGACUGCGCUCCGGUACAUACGACCCAACUUCACUAAGCUCAGCGCACUGGCAACGGAGUGCUACCUGGCAGGGAUAACGCCAUUAAACAAAAAAUGGAAAGCUGCUGCAGUGGACCUUUUACAGAAAUAUACAGGGAAUAUGCUAGAACUGAAGGUAGAAGACAACCGUAACAAAGUGGAGCGCAACCGAGGCUCGAUCGGUGUCACCCUGUAUGAUCAUGCAGAUGAUCAUGUGGCUUGCAUUAACAAUGAGAUGAUCAAGCAUAGAUUUGCUGUAUCUUUUGGGGUUUACGGGUUUAACCAAAACCCUGUAGAAGAGCAGGUCCGAACAAACAAAUCACCACUGGCUCAACCUAAACCACCUGUACCAAAAACAUCGCAGGUUAGAAUAUUAAAUAAACAAACGCCUAAAAAGGUUAACGAGGAUGAUUUGCAGGCAAAAGACAAGGGACCUCUAAGGCUUGAGGUGAAAAUUCUGAAUUAUCAAUCACCUUCAUUGAUAUACGUUUCAUUAGUUCAUCAACAAAAAUCAUUCAAUGAGCUGUUUGAAAAAAUGCAAAAGUAUUACUCUAAGAACAUAAAAGGCAAAGAAAACUGGAAGGUUGGUGACAAAUGUGGCGCGUUCUGUCUGCAGUCACAAACGUGGCGCCGCGCCUAUAUAAUGGAAUUGGAAAAUGACACUGCAAAGGUGUUUUACAGUGACUUUGCUUUUACUGAAACCAUCCCUAAAACUAGUUUGAAAGAACUCACUUCUGAAUUUUCUUCGUUUGGUGAUGCGGCUAUAAAGUGCCACCUAUGCGGCAUAAUGCCAGCUGUGGGAGAUGAGUGGCCUCUUAUUACCAAGGAAUAUUUAAAAGAACUCAUUGAUGCAUACAAAAGAAUUUUUAUCACCAAACUGGGCAAUUUUAAAGAUAAUAGUAUGCCUAUUCAACUGUGGGUGUAUCACACUGUUCAUGGAGGCGCUUUGGAACCUAACAAGUCUACAUGGCGUUGUCUAAAUAAUAAAAUACUUGAACAAGGUCUUUGUGUUCCUGAUCACUCACAAGUGGUUGCAGCUGAUAGCAUUACUGAAGAUAAUGGAGACACUUUAUCGUUUCUUAAUAUAACCGGAUCUGUAAAUGAAUGGUUACAAUUAGAACCAGUCCCUAUGGUAUCACUGAAAACUAUAAAAACUGAUGAUGAAGCCAAUGAAGGUUCAUCAUCACCUUUUCUUGAAGGUGAAGACAGUGAUGGUGUAGCUAAACCGGGACAAUCGUCUAAUAUUUUGUACAUAACCGACUGGUUACCGCCCGAACCACUGCCCUACAAAGAAUUCACUGCAUUACCAACGUAUAUAGACAACGAUGGUGUGAUUUACUUACACGAUGUAAAUCAACAAGAUACGUUGGAUCUUAUUCGUAAAGCUCUCGAUGUACGCUUUAAAGCUCCUGAUCCAAAAGCGAAGUUUACUAAAUGGAGCGUUGGGGAGCCGUGCGCAGCACAGUUCUUUUUAGAUAACCUAUAUUACAGAGGUAGAGUACUUGAAGUUAAUACUGAAAAUUCUACAUGUAUGAUUCACUAUAUUGAUUAUGGAAAUGAAGAAAUAUGCUCCUUUGCAAACUUGAGGAAAAGUGUUCCUCUUCACCAAAUACCUACGCAGGCACACAAAUGUGUUUUAAGCCGCAUCCGUCCCAUUGGACAACAGUGGGACAAACAUACAUUGGACUAUAUUCACAAGUCUAUUGUUGAAAAGCAGUGUUAUGUGAAAGUAACUGGUGAACCAGUUAAUGGGGUACUGCCAAUAGAGUUGAAAUACGACAAGUUAUUGAUAAACGAACAUUUAGUAGACUUUGAAAUGGCGGAAUACAUAGAUGGUACUAAACCUGUAGAAGUAAGGGCAUUUGCUUCUAAGAAAAAAACAAAUCAAACAGUUAAAGAAGAAGUUGUCGAGUCUGACUCUAGCCCCGACUACAUUGUAGUAGAUGAUACUGACACUAACACUAUAACAGAUCAGUUAUCUACAUCCAAAGAAUCUUUAGACAACUCUCUAAAAGGAAUAGACUGGAAUAAAAUAAUUGAUGCUGAAGAAUCUAUACCAGAUGAAAACUAUAUCACAUAUCCGAAAGAUAUCAAGGAGGAAUUCGAGUGUAACAUCACAGUUAUAAACGAUAUUAAAGCAUUAGAGCUGAAUGUAAUUGCAGAUGAUGAUACAACUAAAAUUUACGAGCAAAUGUUUGAGGACCUACAAGCUGAAAGCAUGAAUGGGUCUCCACUGAACGGUAUAUUUGAAAAUAAAGCAUGUGUGGCAGUUUUUCCUGAAGACGGUCGCUGGUAUCGUGCAUCAAUUUUACAAUAUAGUGAGGCGAAAAAUCGCAUUAAAGUUAAAUAUGUUGACUAUGGCAACAUAGAAAUUAUUCCAUUAUCUGAUGCUAAAGAAAUUUUAGAAGAGUGGGCGACACUUCCACCUGCAACUGUAACAGCCAAAUUAUUUGGGGUCCAAGUAAAUCCGGAUGUUAGUAUCGGUGAUAUUACUAAGGAAUAUGCAAAAAUUUUCUUGGAUCAAGGGCCGUUCCAUGUGAAAGUCAUGGGCUAUGACGAAUCUGUGCCAUUAGUAGAGCUUAGAAAUGACAAGCAGGAAUUAGUUUACAAAAAACUUAUAGAAGAUAAGAUUUUUAUUGUGUCAUUAAUGUAAGAGUUAGUUAAUGUUCUUUUAUUUUGUUUUCUUUCGUUAUUUUAAGUCGAACUUAUUUGAAACUCUUUCUUUUGUUAGCUUCACCUAAAUACUUAUUGUACCUGUUGAACAGUUACUUCGUUUAACUUGAUUUAAAAUAAAACAUUCCUAUUAA
Helicoverpa armigera (cotton bollworm) is the source of this 5482-nucleotide messenger RNA. It is a transcript of the gene qin, whose product is annotated as qin. The coding region runs from base 196 to 5328 and encodes 1710 amino acids. NCBI's taxonomy places the organism in Eukaryota, Metazoa, Arthropoda, Insecta, Lepidoptera, Noctuidae. Gene Ontology annotation, molecular function: zinc ion binding. The record is from RefSeq and is a predicted model, not a curated record. The transcript has 22 exons.